AUGUACGCCUUCCAGAGUGUCUCCGUCCUUUUCAGCUUUGUCGUUCAGUCAACAUUCGCACUUGUUGGAGAUGUGCCCGUCAUCAACGGACCUAUACCCCUCGUUGGCGGCGACCACGACGUCUCCAGCUACCUGAAGUCCCGACCAAACGAGUUCGUCCAUCCGGGUCUCUGGCAUUCCCAUGAAGAUCUCGAGCGCAUGCGGUCCAAUGUCGAAGGUGGUAGCGAUCCGUGGGCAUCGUAUUACGCUCGCUUCAAACAUGACAAGUACUCUUUCGCGAACUACACCAUGCAAGGGCCGCAUGCAGUGCUCUCUCGUGGCGGCAUCAGCAACUAUUCCAGCUUCACCGAAGACGUACGUGCGGCCUACCAAAAUGCUCUCAUGUGGUACAUCACCCGGGAGCAGGUCCACUGGGAGCGGAGUACAACCAUCCUUGACGCCUGGGGCUCGAACUUGACCAGUAUCAUUGGGACGGACCGCUCGCUCAUGAUAGGUCUCGAGGGAGACAUGUUCGCCAACGCCGCAGAGAUCAUGUGCUGGGAAGGCAACUGGACAGAAGCGGGAGCUCAGUGGCAGGGCGGCUUGGGAUUUUCCCUCUUCGCUGGGCAGUCCACCAAUAUUGGGCAGGCCAAUUACGGGCUUAUCAGCAUCAAAGCGCUCUUGUCAUUCGCUGUGUAUCUGGAUGAUGUCAAGAUGUGGAAUUACGCCAUCAACGCCUUGGUGAACGACCCAUGCGCCGGCAUACCAGCGCUGUUUCAUCCGGAGACCGGCCAGUCCGUUGAGUCGGGAAGGGACCAGGGUCACGUACAAGGCAGCCUGGGGUGGACAGCCUAUGCCGCCAAAGUGGCUCAAUCUCGGGGUGUCGACAUGUUCGGCCUCGACGACCAACUCCUGCUCAAGGGCGCCGAGUACACAGCCAAGUACAAUCUCAAUCAGAGCGUGCCGUACGACCCUUCGUGGUUCCGCUGCGAAGCUGUCCUGGUUGAUGGACCGUGGUCGCAAAUUGCCAUUUACGGCAGGGAGAUCACUUCCAACUACCCCAUCUGGAAUUUGUACUACUACGAAUACGUGGUCAAGCGGGGGCUCAAAGCGCCAUGGACUCAGAAGGCGAAGCAGGUGGAAGGAUUGGAAGGUCCAUACACUGGCGGAGCGGUAAGAGACGAGCAUCCCUCUUGGGGUGGGUUGAUUUGGGCGCUGGAAAGCUGA
Messenger RNA from Saxophila tyrrhenica, 1206 nucleotides. RefSeq lists its product as uncharacterized. The record is from RefSeq and is a predicted model, not a curated record. NCBI's taxonomy places the organism in Eukaryota, Fungi, Ascomycota, Dothideomycetes, Mycosphaerellales, Extremaceae. The transcript is spliced from 4 exons. Bases 1 to 1206 code for a protein of 401 amino acids.